AUGGGUAAGGAAGAGAAGGCUCACAUCAACGUCGUCGUUAUCGGCCACGUCGAUUCCGGCAAGUCGACCACCACUGGUCACUUGAUCUACCAGUGCGGUGGUAUCGACAAGCGUACCAUCGAGAAGUUCGAGAAGGAGGCUGCUGAGCUCGGCAAGGGUUCCUUCAAGUACGCGUGGGUUCUUGACAAGCUCAAGGCCGAGCGUGAGCGUGGUAUCACCAUCGACAUUGCCCUCUGGAAGUUCGAGACUCCCAAGUACUAUGUCACCGUCAUUGACGCCCCCGGUCACCGUGACUUCAUCAAGAACAUGAUCACUGGUACUUCCCAGGCCGACUGCGCCAUUCUCAUCAUUGCCGCCGGCACUGGUGAGUUCGAGGCUGGUAUCUCCAAGGAUGGCCAGACUCGUGAGCACGCUCUGCUCGCCUACACCCUCGGUGUCAAGCAGCUCAUCGUUGCCAUCAACAAGAUGGACACCACCAAGUGGUCUGAGGCCCGUUACGAGGAGAUCAUCAAGGAGACCUCCUCCUUCAUCAAGAAGGUCGGCUACAACCCCAAGACUGUUGCCUUCGUCCCCAUCUCCGGUUUCCACGGCGACAACAUGCUUGCCCCCACCACCAACGCUCCCUGGUACAAGGGUUGGGAGAAGGAGACCAAGGCCGGCAAGAGCUCCGGCAAGACUCUCCUUGAGGCCAUCGACUCCAUCGACCAGCCCAAGCGCCCGACAGACAAGCCCCUCCGUCUUCCCCUUCAGGAUGUCUACAAGAUCGGCGGUAUCGGCACUGUGCCCGUCGGCCGUAUCGAGACUGGUGUCCUCAAGCCCGGCAUGGUCGUCACCUUCGCCCCUGCCAACGUCACCACUGAAGUCAAGUCCGUCGAGAUGCACCACGAGCAGCUCACCGAGGGUCUCCCCGGUGACAACGUUGGUUUCAACGUGAAGAACGUUUCCGUCAAGGACAUUCGCCGUGGCAACGUCGCCGGUGACUCCAAGAACGACCCCCCUGCCGGCGCUGCCUCCUUCAACGCCCAGGUUAUCGUCCUCAACCACCCCGGUCAGGUUGGUGCUGGCUACGCCCCCGUCCUCGACUGCCACACUGCCCACAUCGCCUGCAAGUUCUCCGAGAUCCUCGAGAAGAUUGACCGCCGUACCGGAAAGUCCGUUGAGAACAACCCCAAGUUCAUCAAGUCUGGUGACGCCGCCAUCGUCAAGAUGGUUCCCUCCAAGCCCAUGUGCGUUGAGGCUUUCACCGACUACCCCCCUCUGGGACGUUUCGCCGUCCGUGACAUGCGUCAGACCGUCGCUGUCGGUGUCAUCAAGUCCGUCGAGAAGGCUUCCGCCGCUGCCGGCAAGGUCACCAAGUCUGCUGCCAAGGCUGCCAAGAAAUAA
This is a messenger RNA of Colletotrichum higginsianum IMI 349063, 1383 nucleotides long. RefSeq names its product translation elongation factor EF-1 alpha. Gene Ontology annotation, biological process: translation; translational elongation. NCBI's taxonomy places the organism in Eukaryota, Fungi, Ascomycota, Sordariomycetes, Glomerellales, Glomerellaceae. Gene Ontology annotation, molecular function: translation elongation factor activity; GTP binding; GTPase activity. Bases 1 to 1383 code for a protein of 460 amino acids. The record is from RefSeq and is a predicted model, not a curated record. The transcript is spliced from 5 exons.